GUUGAAGACACCCACGGAGAUCGGUUUUUGGGAGAGGUCCGAUUGCGACAUCACAUUCGAUUCUCUCGACCCAUGGUUCCAGCGUGCUUGAACGCGGCCCUCGGCGAGCCGCUGCCCGACGACGUCCACGCGGUCUCGGUCUCGAUGCCCAAGUGGAGCCACGUCGAGCGCUACGAGCAGGGCUGCCCGGAGCUCCAUGCGUCGCUGCGCAGCGGGUACCCGCGCUUCGUCUACCAUGGGUACGUCAAGGAUCUCAAUGGCUGGUGCACCAAGUACGUCGACAAUGAGUCGCAGACGGCCCGCGUCCUCCCGACGCAAGCGGUCGCCAAGCGCUGCGAGGCCUUCCUCCACCGCAGCUUCCCGGACGCCGCCAUCGACAUCGUCCCACUGCACGCAUGCGACGCCCACGCGAUCGUGCUCCCUACGAUCGCAGCCGCUUGCUUCAAGGCCUUUUGGCAACACAGCGGUGAGAUCACGUCGUCGCGCCUCGCCGAGCACGUCUUGAACGCAGUGUCGAAUGGCACGCCCUCGCCGUCUCGUAUGGAUGGCACGCCGACGCAUGCGUUGCUGCGUGACCGCAUCGGUAGCCUCUACGACGUCCCGAGCGACCACGUCAAUUUGUACCCGUCCGGCAUGGCGUCCAUCUUUGCCGCCUUUCGGCUCGUCCAGAAACUCCGCGGCCACCUGCCCGGCAAGACGAUUCUCGUCGGGUUCCCGUACCUCGAUACGCUCAAAAUGCUGCGGCGAUCCGAGUGGAGCACGGGCGACGUCCUAUUCUUCCCGCGCGGCGACGCGGCCGACCUCGACGCCAUCGAUGCGAUCGACCACAUGCAUGCGAUCUUCACCGAGUUCCCGAGCAACCCGUUGCUCCACAGCACCGAUUUACCGCGCCUCGCCGCCAUUGCGCACCGGCACAACACGCUGCUCGUCGUCGACGACACGGUCGGCUCGUACAACGUCAACGUGUUGCGCGAAACGAACGGCCACGCGGCAGACCUCGUCGCCACCAGCCUGACCAAGAUCUUUAGCGGAACGGGCACGGUCAUGGGCGGCUCGCUGGUUGCCAACCCGUCAUCGCCCCUUCUCGACACGCUUCUCGGAGCGCUGGCCGGCGAUAGCUUUCUCUUUGAAGACGACGCGGCCGCGCUCCUUCACGACUCGGACGACCUCGCGGCGCGGCUUACGCGUGUGAAUGCAACCGCAGCGUCCGUGGCGUCGCGGCUCGAGUCGCACCCGAAAGUCGAGCGUAUCUUCUACCCCAAGUACGUCGACACAUUGGCGUACGAGCACUUCAACUUGGCAGCGGCGGCGACCGACGCGCACGGCCCGCUCCUCUCGGUCGUGCUGCACGGAGGCCAAGCGGCCGCCAAGGCGUUCUACGACGCGCUGACGUUUGCAAAGGGCCCGAGCUUGGGCACCAACUUUACGCUCUCGUGCCCGUAUACGCUCCUCGCGCACUACGACGAGCUCGACUACGUCGAAUCCUGCGGCGUGCCCCGCGACCUCAUCCGCAUCUCGAUUGGCCUCGAAGCCGUCGACGAGAUCUGGUCGAUUCUAGAAGCCGCUUUUGCCUGUUGUUAA
Saprolegnia parasitica CBS 223.65 is the source of this 1581-nucleotide messenger RNA. RefSeq lists its product as hypothetical. Gene Ontology annotation, biological process: transsulfuration. NCBI's taxonomy places the organism in Eukaryota, Oomycota, Saprolegniomycetes, Saprolegniales, Saprolegniaceae. The transcript is spliced from 3 exons. The record is from RefSeq and is a predicted model, not a curated record. Gene Ontology annotation, molecular function: cystathionine gamma-synthase activity; pyridoxal phosphate binding. The coding region runs from base 73 to 1581 and encodes 502 amino acids.